Capronia coronata CBS 617.96 is the source of this 1725-nucleotide messenger RNA. RefSeq lists its product as uncharacterized. The transcript has 2 exons. Gene Ontology annotation, biological process: regulation of transcription by RNA polymerase II. Gene Ontology annotation, cellular component: nucleus. The coding region runs from base 1 to 1725 and encodes 574 amino acids. NCBI's taxonomy places the organism in Eukaryota, Fungi, Ascomycota, Eurotiomycetes, Chaetothyriales, Herpotrichiellaceae. The record is from RefSeq and is a predicted model, not a curated record.
AUGUCCAACGAUCAGUAUUCGGACGAGUACUAUAACCUAGAAAGGGAUUUUCUCUUGCCUUCGAGGACACCCCCACUGGAAGAGAAACGUCCGAAUCUGAGACCGGAGGAAAGUCCUCGACCGCUUGUCGCUUACUACCCAUCGUCCGACACGUCUGAAGAGGAGUCUUCGAACUCGCAAAACGCUCAGUCUUCGAGGAGCAGGACACGUCGAAAGGGUCGAACUACCCCAAUCCUGGGCGAUGGUGUAUUGAUACGUUCUUUAGACCCUAACCAGGUCGACGUCGCGAACAAUGCAGAGAGAUAUGCCUUGGCUUCCGCAAGCCAGUCAGAGACAGACGAGGAGGAGGCCAGGACUGUGGCGAGACAAGAAACCAUAAGAUCGGACAACACUAUACGCCCGGCCUUACAAGAUACAACCAACUCCGUUGUAUCGAACAACAUCCUUGUUACGGCGAAGGACGUCAGGCUUGAUGAUUAUGACGACUUUCCUAUGAUCGAUGGGUCGCCUGCGAGCUUGACGGACGAAAGACCAGUCUACUCGCCAUGUGUUAUACCUCAGCAUCUGGCCGAUGGCAUCUCCUCUUCUUCGGGUCGCUACGUCGAUCUCCCUCCACAACAAGAGAUGUUGAAACAAGCAUGGGAUGUCCGGCCUCCUCCCAAGAUUAGCCCGCGUCUGCAGCUGGUUCCCGAGGCUGCACGAGGAGACAGGGACUCGAUCGUUACGUCGCCAACGUUGGGAAGAUACACCAUCUCACCUCAGGAUGUCAAUCCAGAUGUGAUACUCCCUGCGAUGCAAAAGUCUCCAUUGUUGUCGUCUCCUUCAGGGUCACCUCAACCGAAAAUGACGCUACCGUCGAUACGGACAACAAUAGGUAAUAUCUCUGUAUCCAGUCCCGUCGGGUUUGCGGGGCUGUCUCCCACCGGGCUCCAACCAUCGCCUGGUCAUCUACAGCAAUAUCGACCGUCAUCAUCGUUCCCGUCCCCCCAGUCUAUUAUGUCUCCACCUGGCCCUCCUACCCAUUUCAGCUUUAGAACGGCAACUCGGGAUAGCUCCAGCUCCGUAAACUCCGAAAUGACAUCGGCAACGACCAUAACUGUUUCGACACCAGUCACAAUAGAUUCCAGGGAGUCCGCAGCUAUCUCAAGCUUUCAUACUGCAGGGAAAGUCCAAGAGCAAGGACAAGCAAAAGGAAGCUCAAGUGGAGAUACAAUUUUGGAGGCUGCACCUGGGACGAAAGAGGCAGAGCAUUCAGGUCAUGGACCCAAGACCCCUGACGCUGAGUAUCGCCUCGAUCUUGAGCCAACUUUGAACGACAACGCAGCACAAUCGAGCCGUGUUUCAGUUGGUACAUACAAAUGCACGUUUCAAGGCUGCGUUGCUGCUCCAUUCCAAACACAUUAUCUGCUCAACAGUCACAUGAACGUUCAUUCUGACACCAGGGCUCACUUCUGCCCAGUGAAGGGCUGUCGUCGUGGUCUUGGUGGACAAGGCUUUAAGAGAAAGAACGAAAUGAUCAGGCACGGUUUGGUCCAUACGUCGCCGGGUUACGGCUGCCCGUUCUGUCCUGACCAGCAGCACCGAUACCCCCGGCCGGACAACCUGCAGCGGCAUGUUCGAGUCCAUCAUAAGGAUCGAAGCCCUAAUGAUCCUGAACUACGUGAAGUCCUCAACCAACGCCCUGAAUCCAGGAACCAAGGCGGGAAGCGCCGAAUGCGCUCUUGA